Molecule: messenger RNA, 1195 nt
Organism: Acanthopagrus latus (yellowfin seabream)
Lineage: Eukaryota; Metazoa; Chordata; Actinopteri; Spariformes; Sparidae
Gene: fsaf1
Product: chromosome 22 C1orf131 homolog
Exons: 9
Coding region: 58-834 (258 amino acids)
Source: RefSeq, a predicted model, not a curated record
CUGGAGUACUGAAACGUUUAUUUUUUUACGUUAUCCCGCUCAUAUCAUUAGCGCAAAAUGACCUCGAAGACAAACGGAGAAGCAGACGAAGACUCUCUGUUUCUCGAAAACGUCUUGGAUAAACUUUAUGACUUUGGUAAUGGACCAGCAUCCAAAAAGAAGUCUCAGAAGAAGAAAAAACGAAAAAGAUGUGAAGAAGAAGUUGAGGAAGAAGAGUUCUCAGCCGCAGAGAAUAUCUGCAGUGACCCCGAGGACGGCAGAGCAGAUCAUUCUGGCACCCAGCAGCAGCAGCAGCAACAAAAGACGGAGCAAACAGGUCCAGCCACCCAGCAGGUGAGUCAGGUGGAGGUGGUCACAUAUCAGGACCCCAGGAAGAAACUGAAAACCAAGCAGACGGCAGCUCCUGACCCAGUGCCUGCCCUUCAGACGACGGAGAAGAAGCAAAGUGACCAGAUAGAAGUUCUCAACUUGGAAAAGGCUCGUCUCGAGGUCCAUCGGUUCGGAAUCACAGGCUAUAAAAAGGAGCAGCAGCGUGUUUUUGAACAGGACAGAGCCGUCAUGCUGGGAGCUAGACCGCCUAAGAAGGACUAUGUGAACUACAAAGUGCUGCAGCAGCAGAUCAAAGACAAGAAGCAGAAGGCGAAGGAGGAGGUCCAGCCGGACCUGAAGAAAAAGAAGAAGCAGAGUGGUUCGAGGGACAGGAACAAGAAGAAGGGGGGGUCCUCUGGUUCUGACAAGGCCCUCACAGGUCAGGUGGGCCGCUUCAAGAACGGCAUGCUGAUCCUCAGCACCAAGGAGAUCCAGAAAAUCAAAGGCAACAAGCGAAGCAAAUAGGUGUGGGUGAGAGAUUAAAUCCUCCACAAUGGGAGAAUAUAAGCAGACCAAGAGGAAGAGCUGAUAUCCAUGACUCUGUUAGUGACUCGGCUCACUGCAGGACUGUUGGCAGUGUUAGGAGGAAGUGGACGUGAGCUGUAAGGCUGAUUUCCAGAGGACACAUCACUGGUCUGCAGUAAAAUAUGAGACUUAAUAGUGACAGACUGCUGAGUCAAGAAUCCAAUCUAUCGAUCUCCAGAAUGGACUCUGAACGCAACACCAUGUCAGAACGUUAAUGCAUAAAACUGCAGAGACUUUUAUAAAUCAUUGUUCCAUCACAGUUAAUUUAUUUUGUUUUUAUAAAUGACCAAAAAAAAACGGA